Notolabrus celidotus (New Zealand spotty) is the source of this 4378-nucleotide messenger RNA. RefSeq names its product histone H3 associated protein kinase (gene haspin). Lineage: Eukaryota; Metazoa; Chordata; Actinopteri; Labriformes; Labridae. Gene Ontology annotation, cellular component: cytoplasm; nucleus. Gene Ontology annotation, molecular function: histone H3T3 kinase activity; ATP binding. The transcript has 16 exons. Gene Ontology annotation, biological process: intracellular signal transduction; protein phosphorylation; mitotic cell cycle. The coding region runs from base 312 to 4187 and encodes 1291 amino acids. The record is from RefSeq and is a predicted model, not a curated record.
UGCAGUUUGAACAAGAAGCGGGCCUGGUGGAUUCAAGGCUGAUCCAGGGCUGUGAUGAGCGAGAAACAAAAAAGUUAAAAGACAACACUCAGAAGUCAAGGGCAUGGGUUAAAAGCGUAUUUUCGGUUAGUGUCACUAAUUUCAGACCUUUGUAUUCAUCGUACAGUAGAGCUUAGUUUUGAGAACCGUAUCCUGCUAAUCUUGAAUGACGGAUAUCUACGUUUUCUCCGGUUACUUGAAUCCCUAAAACACCCCUUUGUCCUCUGGCCGACGUUUAUCUCUCUAAUACGGUUAUAACACUUAUUUUGGAAAUGAAGCCAUUAAAGCCGGUAUACCUGAAGACAUACGGUAAGCAGACUCGAAAACUGUCUGCCUGGAUUUCACCAGAGAACCGUAAGCAGGCCUUCGAGAGCACCCUGUCAACAGACGGGGACGUGUCCGUGUUUGAACCAUCACGAGAGAGGAUGUGUAGUGUUGCCAAACGCAGAGUGGUGCGCCCACCUAGAAAGAAGGCCAUACUGUGUCUGACCAGCGGUGAUGAGGAGAAUAUGCCGUCUCAUUCCUGUCCACAGCCUAAGAACAAGACAACCAGAGCAAAGAAGACAAGUGUUCCCAGAGGGAGAGCAGCCCGUCUUGCCAAAGCAAAAGCCAUGGCAUGUCUGACAGAGACCAGCAGUGAUGAGGAGAACAGCUACGGGCCCUCUCCUCAUGGUCCUAAGCCAGCUCAGCAGAGCAAGAUGACCAGGAAAAGCAGAGUUACAAUGAAGCAAACAGGACAGAAAGUCUCACUUUCCAACGAGAGUGAGGGAUCCACUACAAAAUGUCAAGUCAAUUCACCUCAAAUGAAGAGCGACUCAAAUGUUUGUGCUCCCUCUGCUAGCCGCUUUGUAACUCGCCGCAGACGGCCUGUUACUGCCAAACCUAAAGUCCCUCUAGCAACAUCCAGUAUACUCAACUCCUCUGAUGACUUUGCCUCUAGAGCAUUUGGUUCGUGCAUGAUUUCUCAGUCUUCAAGGAGGAAGAGCAGGAGGAGGAUCCCCCCAGCAUUUCUGGUGUCAAGUGCGGAGAACUCAAUGAAUGCUACAGGAACUGUCAGCUUUGCCACUGUCCCCUUCCGAGAGAUCUCCCUUAAUGAGUCAGCAGAUCGCAGCCUGGGACCCGGCUCCAGGAGACCAAUCUUCUGCUCAACACCCUCAGCAGGCCCCUUAAGCAAACGGCAAUGCCUUAAACCCCUAACCAUCAUUGAUCAGUGCUCCCCUUCUGCAUCAGUGUCAGUAAGCUGCAUAGAUGUCAUGAGUGCAUUCCAGAAAGAGCUGUGUUCCCCAGGACAACCCACACCCCCUCAAUGUUCUGCACCACCCAUUGGGCUUCACUCAAAAGCAAAGCUGCAUUCAAGCCUUGGGGCGCCAGAACCUUCUAGUGAUUUAUUUAUGGAGCCCACGGUAAGUGGCUCUAGAGAAGAAUCCAAAAGCAGCAGCGAAGACACAAAUAUCAAGAAUGAUAGAGAAUUACUACAGAGUCUGAAUCUGCUCUCUACCGAUGGCAGUGAACUUAGCAGUUGUUUUGUGUCGGCAGCAGGAGGAUUAGAGUGGCUGAUAGAGGCUCUGAAGGAGCACUGUUUGACCGAUCGCUGCACAGUGCAGCUGGAGAGAUUGGACUUACUCACUAUGACUCAGCUCUGCAGUCAAACAACCUACUCCUCCUGUUUGGAACAGUCAAGCUCAGUCCACCGAACAAAUGAACACCCACCCUCUGAGCACAGCCUUCAGACUUCAUGUGAUCAUGCAUCUAAUGAAACCAGGGAUUAUUUACAUUCAGCGGAAAGUUUUGAGUCUCCUGAACAUGCAGCUCCAGUGACUGAAAGUCACAGCACCAACAGCUCAUCAUUAGCGGACUGUAUGCCGUCAGUUGAAAACUCAUCCUCAAAGGAAGACAGCACAGAGCAGCCAGCAUCAAACCAGCACACAGACAGCAGUGUUGAGUUUAUAAUGGGCACACAGCUACUACCAAACAGCCCUGUGCAAACAUUGUUUUCUGAAGAGGAGGCUGCAGCAGUGAAAGACAAAUGUCCUACGAAGAAAUGCACAGUUGUCCUCCAGAAAUCUGCCUUGUCACCAGUGAUUGUUCAGCAACUCAAAGAGCUCAUGCAGCCUCAAGAUGCACAUUUGGCUUUUGAUGAGAAAUCUUCUAAAACAGACGCUAACACCUCUGAAAAUUACCCUGAAGGUGUUACAUGUUCAGAAGAGGUCACUGAGACGAUGAUGGCAUCUGUUAUGCAGUCAGGUAACAGCAGCAGUACUGAAGCCCAGAUAAAGUCUAAUGAUACUGAAAGAGAGGAAAGGGCAGCUGUGUACAAAGCACUGCUGAAGGAGAAAUGUCUAACAGAUAUAGUCACUGUUCAGAUGAAGAGAUUAACUUUAACACAGCUGAAAGAAAUCCGUAAGCUUAAAGGCACAAUACUUAAAUCAGCAGCAGAUGUGUCAGGCUCAGCCAGUGACGACCAGACAAAGACAGAGCAGCAGUCUGAGAGUGACAUUAAUCACAGUAAUGAAGACACUUCAGCAAUGAGAGUGAGAAAAAACGACUCCAAUACUUCAGAAGACAGGAUUGUUUCAGACAGAGAGGAAGCUGCUCCCCAUAAAAGAAAAAAGGCAUCACAUGCUGCUAAAGAAAAGAAAAGGAGGAGCACGUCUGCCGACCGGCCUGGGACAACCAGGAAGGCGUGUGUCAGCGGCCUGAGUGUGAGUCGUUGGAAAAGCAAAGACAGCACACACAUGUGCAGGAGCAGCAAAGCCAUAGACUGCAGCAUCAACGAGCUGAUCUCCACACAACCCAAACAGCCAAAGGAACUGAUGGGGACUAUGAAUUUCUCCACCCCUGCGAGAGCAAAUCGGCACAACCUCUCGUCCCUGUUGGCUGACUUGACACCCAACACGCAAACCUGGAGCCGACUCAAAGCUGCCCUCUCUGUUCAUCGCAGGGGCAUGGUGCUACUCACUCCGAGGAGUCUUCGCCUCUCCAUGUCAAGCACUCCUGGAAGAACAGAGCUGGCAGAUGUCAGCCAGGAUCUCUUUGCUACACCCUUUCGGACACCGCGCUCCAAACGCCCGCAGCCGCAGCUGCUGAGCUGCAGUUCUCUGGCUGUACGUGAGGAGGAAGAUCUGCCGGAUGCAGAGAAGGUGUAUGCCGAGUGUGGACAGUCGCGCCCUCUGCCCUGGGAGGAGUGUAUCCUCCCUCAGCGUAUGAAGAAGUGUGUGAAGAUCGGAGAGGGGACCUUUGGCGAGGUCUUCUCCACCACCAAUUCUGCAGGAGACACUGUGGCACUCAAAAUAAUUCCACUAGAGGGCAGUGAGAAGGUGAACGGAGAAGAUCAGAAGACGUUUGGAGAGAUUCUUCAUGAGAUUAUCAUCUCAAAGGAGCUGAGCAGCCUGAAAGAGAAGCGGCAGAAUCAGACUCAUGGAUUUAUCGGACUCAACAAUCUCCACUGUGUGCAAGGCUGCUACCCUCCAGACUUCCUGAAAGCCUGGGACACCUUUGACCAGAAGAAAGGCUCAGAGAACGACCGACCAGAUUUCUUUGAAACGGAUCAGCUGUUUAUUAUCCUGGAGUUUGAGUUUGGAGGCAGCGACCUUGAGAACAGUAAUGGGACGCUGGCAUCGUUGGUGGUGGCGAAGAGCAUCCUUCAUCAGGUCACUGCUGCAUUGGCUGUUGCUGAGCAGGAGCUCAACUUUGAGCAUAGGGACCUCCAUUGGGGCAAUGUGCUUGUAAAAACCACCAAGCAGAAGGCAGGAAGCUUCCUCCUGAAUGGAACAGUCCACUCUUUGGAAACCAGAGGGGUGCUGGUUCGCAUCAUCGACUACUCGCUCUCCAGGCUAGAAAUCGAUGAUCUGACCGUGUCCUGUGAUAUCUCCAAUGAUGAGGAGCUUUUCAUGGGUCAGGGAGAUUACCAGUUUGACAUCUACAGAUUGAUGAGACAGGAGAAUGGAAACGACUGGAGUACCUACCAUCCCCAUACCAAUGUGCUGUGGCUCCACUACCUGUGCUCCAAGCUGCUCUCUCUGAAGUAUCGGGGCUCAGGAGGGAGGGGGGCCAAGGACACGAGAGAGGAGCUCAAUCGUUUCUAUGACAACGUCCUCCAGUACAGCUCUGCCACCGAGGCGCUGCAAAAGUGCCCCAUGUUUCAGUAACAUGUAAACACAUCAUAUGUGAGGAUGCUCAUAUACAGACUGCUUUUUGAUCUUUAGAAAGAAGAGGGUCAUCUUCAUCUGUCCUUCAUCCACGACGACCUCAGUCAAGUAGAGACCGUUAGCAGGGACGGGAGGUCACUUAAUGUACACAACAAACAGAACAGUCAUUAAAUGGCCUUUUGAAAAUCAUG